Molecule: messenger RNA, 2064 nt
Organism: Penicillium pulvis
Lineage: Eukaryota; Fungi; Ascomycota; Eurotiomycetes; Eurotiales; Aspergillaceae
Product: fungal specific transcription factor domain-containing protein
Exons: 7
Coding region: 1-2064 (687 amino acids)
Biological process (GO): positive regulation of transcription by RNA polymerase II; DNA-templated transcription
Cellular component (GO): nucleus
Molecular function (GO): zinc ion binding; sequence-specific DNA binding
Source: RefSeq, a predicted model, not a curated record
AUGCAGGCUGCGCAGCGACCAGAGACUCUUGGUAGAAAUCGGAAGCAAAGAAGAGCUGCUAUCGCGUACCUCCGGGGUUUGCAGAAGCAAGCCUAUAAUUGGCAGCGUGCUACCGGCGUGAAGCGCUCACGAGAUGAUAGUUUUCGUUCCGAUGGCGAUCUUGAUACGGACCAUCCGGUGGAUGAUUUCGGCGCUGCCGAGCAGCUUUUGGGCCCCCGGCCCGGAAGAUCCUCAGAAUCAGCUGACAUCGACCUCUCUUGCAAUAUCUGGACAAGCCCCUUCACACUACCUACAACAGUUUUCAAAGAUGCUCACCAGGAACAGCGAAAAUGGAUUUGGUUAGCUCCAGCAUCGCCAUGGUCUCUCACAGCCCGACUGAUUGUCAUGAUGACCGAGAUAUUCGAUCAAAGCUCGGCCAAGGACCCUCCUCAGCUGUACCUGGACGGAGAUAUAUAUCCCUUCGCAUGGGAUCAUGCCUCGGUCUCCGGCCCUAUAGACACGAGUGAUCUACCUUCCCUUGAUUAUGCUCUCUAUCUAUAUCAGAUUGUACAGUUUCGCCUUGGCCAGGCAUAUAGAUUUUUUGAGGAAGACUCGUUCAUCAAAUACCUUCAUAGAUUCUACGAGACUCGCCCAGAUGCAAAAGCGACGGAGCCUCGCUUUUUGUUUGUUCAGUUCCUCUUGGUUCUUGCACUUGGUAAUGCGUUCAUCGCACGGCCUCGUAACAAGACGGAUCCUCCUGGGUCAAAAUACUUUUUGCGGGCAAUGUCAGCUAUGCCAACGAAUAUAUCGACAGGGAAAAACAGUUUGUUUGCAAUCGAGGCUCUGGCAUUGGUCGGACUAUACUUGUAUGCGAUCGACCACAGGGAGGCGGCUCAUGUGCAUGUUGGCCAUGCUAUAAGAAUAGCCCAACUAGAAGGGAUGCACACUCAACUUCCCGAAGAUGUGCUAGGGGACGCAACUGUGACCCGAUGUCGAAACCUCUGGUGGUCACUAUAUAUCAUGGACCGCCAUAUCUCUCCGUCUCUGGGCCUUCCAAUGGCACUCCAAGACAGCGAUAUCACUACACUGAUUAACUCGCCAUUGACGAGCCGGCAAAAUCUUACAUUCAGUCUCCAAGUGAGGAUCACGAGGAUGCUUUCAUUUAUCAUCGGCACCAUAUACAAAACGGAGAAAACCCAGCUGGUAGCCUUUCUGGAUAUUACUCGCAGUAUAUUGGAGACUAUGGCCAAAUACGCAGAAGAGAUCGAGAACAUGAUCAAUACUAACUUCCAUGGUUCUGGAGACAAUUUGCCUGAAGAGACAUGCCACACGAUUCUUCUAUAUCACCAAUGCAUUAUUGUCGCCACCAGACCGCUACUACUUUCUGUACUCAAAGAAAGGCUAGAGAAGCUAGGUCGAGCAGAAGAGGAUUGGCAGAAGUUUCUGGUUCUUCCAAGAUCCUUGAUCUCGAUUGGCAUUAAAUCCGCAGGGAAAACUCUUCAGAUAAUAGGCAAUGAGAAUGGCUUACUAGAAACAUUUUUGCCAUUUGACCAUGAAAUGACAUACGCUGCUGCUCUUCACUUGACAAUGGCGAAUGCGCUCUUCCCCUCCAGCAUGCAUGGCCGGUCAUACAGUAAGCAAGCACACGACAUUUUAGACGAAUUGAUUAAUUGCGGGAAUCGGGUGGCCCACGCCCGAAAGCAAGAACUGAGUCGCAUUGAAGGCUUGCUUCAGGAGUUUGCCAGAAGAGUUGAACAAGCGGGUCUUCGAGUCUUGACUCUAUCUGACCCGACAGUGUCAGACAUCACACCUUUAAUUAUACCGCAGGGGAUACAGCUCGGCGGAGCUCCAGGGGCAAAUACUGGCAUUGUAUUUCAGCCAUCCCCAAGAGAUAAUCAGUCGGGUCCGGCACACCCGUCUGCUACCGCUAAUGUUGAUUUCUUGGAAAGUAUUGGCAUUUCAUCUUACGAGUUUCUGUCUGUUCUUGACCAGAUCAAUCACCCAGAGAUAUAUUCUGGAGAAUUUGGUAUGGAGCCAGAUUGGUUGGGAGGGGAAGAUGUCACAGUCACAGACUCAUUCAGCUGA